Messenger RNA from Ceraceosorus guamensis, 1797 nucleotides. RefSeq lists its product as hypothetical. The record is from RefSeq and is a predicted model, not a curated record. The transcript is spliced from 3 exons. Bases 366 to 1658 code for a protein of 430 amino acids. Lineage: Eukaryota; Fungi; Basidiomycota; Exobasidiomycetes; Ceraceosorales; Ceraceosoraceae.
CUGUGCCUGACGCUUUGCUGUCAGUGCUGCAAGCGCAAGGCUGUGUAGCAGUGAGCGCUAAGCAUCUUAGCCCCGCCCGGUACCUCGGAGGAACUCUUGCCCGAGCCUUCCCCCGCUGCCUGUAUAUCCCGACCAUCCCUCGACGGUGAUGGUGGGGAAGGUAUAAGAAUCCGGAUCCCUCGAUCACCGCUCAUUUGAGCCACACUGGUCCAACACAAACACUCAGUGAUCCGCAACAGUCUGGUCAGUACGGGCUACCAUCACAAGAAGCAAUAUCGCCAUCUACCUCGCAUCUUCUCUUUACUUUGCAAGCCCGCCUCCAAUUGACCACGGACGACCCCGUGACCAUCCACGCAACGACCAAGAUGAAGCAGCUGACCAACCUAGCUGCUCUCAUUGUCCUCUUUGCGUCACUCACGCCCGUUCGAGGCGUCUCUUUCCAACAGGAUCUAUCGUCCUGCAGAGAAGUGUACUCCUACAUCGAUGCCAAUCCAGUCGAGCUCAACACUACUAGCGGUUUUCGUCUGCAGAUCACGGACAAGAGGUGGGCAGGAGGUCCGAUUCUCGUGGAGCGCAACUUCACAUGGCCUCCUCAGCCAUCAGCAGAUCAAACGCUUAACCUCAACAGGUCCACCUUCCCAACGCCUGCGUGGGCACGCACAACCGGCGAGCUUGUGCCUCGCAUCAGCUCCGACAAUACCCUAGUCCAGCUUCUUCGUUUCAAUUUAACACCAUAUUGGAACUCGACUGGAUGGCGAGUACCUGGAGGGCAAGGUUACUUGACCGCUCAGUUGCAACUGGACCUGCUUGACGUCAAUAAUACGCAGCUUGCUUACUAUCCCAACACGCAGCAGAGAAUCUCAGCCGUGGACACGGGCUUCUUCUACUGUCGCGGCCUUGGCGCCGCAGCUGAAAAGGAUGACGAUGGCGACAGCGGUGGCUCAGAGCUGAGACCAGGUUUCAAAGCGAUCAUCGCCGUUGGCUCGGCGAUCGGAUUCGCCAUCUUGCUCUGCAUCAUCGUCCGCAUCAGAAAUAACAUCAAGAAUCGUCAAACUCUUGAGGAAUUGUCGAGAAAAGAUUUGGAGAAGCAGUCGGCUGUCGAUCGCUUCAGAACUACUCCGACCGUUUGGCACGAGACGCCCGUGACGCUGGAUCCGAGACCUUCGCCUCUGCACAGUCAAGGAUUGGCAAGGGGACCUCCAGCCACCGCUGCUCCAACCGCUCCUCUUCCAACGAGGACGAAUGAUUGGAGAAGCGGGGGAAUGAUUCUGUAUGGGACACCCAGAGAAGCAGCAGCGGCAGCAGUACGCGCCUCUUCUUCGGCCCGCACUGGAGCUCAGGUCGCCGGCAAUGCGAGCAGCAACCCCAGCACCGAUGCAGCAAACCCAAGCGCGAUGCCACCCGGUUCGCUGGAUCAAGAUUUCGACCAGCUCGCUCUUUUCGUACGACGUGCCGAAGAGCAGCGCAACGCUGAAAGGCUGUUGGAUGCCGACGCUCGUCGGAUCGUUCGAGCGCCCAGCAGAGAAGGCGCGCCCGAUGCUGAAGGCAGACUCCCAGGAGAUGCGAUGAACGGAGAUAGCAACCCUCCUCCUGCGUACACUGCUUCUCCUCAGCUCGACCAGAAUGCAGACCGCGACAACGCUUCUCGACCUUCCUGAGCGGGGUGAGGGCGGCCCCACGCCCCCUCCCCUGAGCCUUGACGGAAACACACAUCCUCAGCGCUGCCACGCCCUCGCACCAAUGUGACCAUACACACCAAGAUGCUGUAUUGAUACCUGAUGAGUUGCGGUCCUCAAU